AUGGACAUACCCAUAGUGAUCACCAAAGCCAAUGCUAACUUUAUAAAAUACAUCAAAGUGUCUGAUCCAGUUAUACACGACAAUUCUGCGGUGCAUUGUGGGUUGUUUAUCAAGAAACCAGAUUUUGAAAGGCUGGAAAUAACAUAUAGGAAACUGCGGUCAAAUGAUAGAGAAUGCUUUAUCCAGGAUAUUCGAAAAUCAGAAUUAGCAAAUUAUAACAAGUUUGAGAAUGUCUCUGCUCUCGUAGACUGCUAUGACAGCACAUUAUCGAGGUUACUUGAGCAACACGCGCCUGCUAAGAAAUGUGUUGUUACUAUACGACCUGCUGCGCCGUGGUAUAACGAUCAGAUCAGAGCGGGAAAAGUAUAA
Porites evermanni is the source of this 369-nucleotide messenger RNA. The record is from the annotation of a GenBank genome assembly. NCBI's taxonomy places the organism in Eukaryota, Metazoa, Cnidaria, Anthozoa, Scleractinia, Poritidae.